AUGCUGCUUUACAGUCAUCAUAAACAGAAAUACAGGCAGUGGUUCCACAACCACAAGAAACACAAGCCCAAUGCCAAAGUGCCGAUAAAGCUGCAAAAGAAAUGGACAGCACACCGAGUAAUUGAAGAGCAGUGCAAGGCCGACAUUCUUCAGCAAAUACAUGAAGAAAUCGAGGAGGAGACUGGGCAGAAGCCUGAGCAGAAAGAAAUCUUCAGGAGGUAUCAACCCACUAUGACGGCAAUCAUGAAAGGGCUGGGCAACAAUGAGUUGGAGGAAGCCCGGGCGAAGGCCAACGAGUGGACAAAUCAAGCACCUGACCCUGCAGUCCAGGCCAAGACGGCUAGGAAGAAGGGUGAAAAGAUGAUCAAGCACUUCGCAAAGGAGAUGUUUACUCAGGCCGGUAUGAGACUCUUUGUAUUGGGUUCCUGGAAGGAUGAGAAGGGCGGCCUACUUACAUCCGGGCAAGUUAAUACAGUUGGCUCCAGCUUCAUGAAAUGCAAGGACUGGCAGGUCAUCUUACUGGCAUGGGAAGAUUUCAUAGGUGAUGCAUUCAACCAGGAUCAAGACCAGGAUGGCACGCUGCUCGGAGGCACUCGCCGGGUUCCCAAGCCUUACCAUGAGUUCGACCUGGACCGCAUGGGUUUGCCGAUGUUGCCCGAUAUUGAGGGCGUGUCUCUUGACGCCAAGAAGGGAAUGAUUCGGUCAUUUCUCACCAUUCAUUACCGAAUAUGCUGUGGAAAGCCGAAGGUCCCAGUGCCUUGGAGCGACAUAAUGAAGGGACAGUCCAGAUUUAUCUCCAGCAUAUACUUGCCUGAGGACGCAAAGAUCAUGGACCCUUCGAAAUUGCAACGGAAUGAAGCCAACGCCUUGUUGGAAUGUUGGUUAGACCAACAAGACAACCAGGUAGGGCUCACAUUAAAGUUCAAGGCCUGGAUCGACGACAAGGGCAAGAUGAGGGCUCCUGUCAGCAAAGAGUCUGAUGACUCUAACGGUGAUGCUGAUGAUGAGGGCAUGUGGCCCAUGCCAACCAAAAAGUCAUCGGCCGCCGCUGCACCAUCACCGGUCGGAGUUCACAAAGCGCAGCCUAUGUUCAUCAAAUGA
Molecule: messenger RNA, 1101 nt
Organism: Suillus plorans
Lineage: Eukaryota; Fungi; Basidiomycota; Agaricomycetes; Boletales; Suillaceae
Exons: 4
Coding region: 1-1101 (366 amino acids)
Source: RefSeq, a predicted model, not a curated record